AUGCCGCAUUCACUCUCUGGGCUAUCGUAUCCGAACAGGAUUGGGCUGGUCGAUUUGAGAAGAGAAUUCAUAUUUCCCGAGGGUGCCAAUAAACAGCGUGGGCGUUUCGAGCUUGCCUUCUCACAAAUAGGCACUUCUGUGAUGAUUGGAGGCGGAAUCGGCGUGGCAGGUGUCUAUACUGGUAUCAAAGUCACCAAGGCGCCCAAACAGACUGGAAAACUUCGACGAACGCAGUUAAUUAAUCACGUUAUGAAGCAAGGUUCGUGCACGGCGAACACGUUGGGUACACUUGCGGUACUUUAUUCGGCGUGUGGGGUGUUGUUACAGUUCAUCCGUGGGGAGGAUGACUAUAUAAACACAGUUAUUGCAGGAUCUGCCACAGGACUGCUAUACAAAUCAACAGCUGGCCUACGGAGGUGUACAUUUGGCGGCGCUAUUGUGUUAGGCAUAUCGUCGCUCUAUUGCUUAUACUGUGACUAG
Molecule: messenger RNA, 480 nt
Organism: Drosophila subpulchrella
Lineage: Eukaryota; Metazoa; Arthropoda; Insecta; Diptera; Drosophilidae
Product: mitochondrial import inner membrane translocase subunit Tim23-like
Biological process (GO): protein import into mitochondrial matrix
Cellular component (GO): mitochondrial inner membrane; TIM23 mitochondrial import inner membrane translocase complex
Molecular function (GO): transmembrane protein transporter activity
Source: RefSeq, a predicted model, not a curated record